Molecule: messenger RNA, 3256 nt
Organism: Nicotiana tabacum (common tobacco)
Lineage: Eukaryota; Viridiplantae; Streptophyta; Magnoliopsida; Solanales; Solanaceae
Source: RefSeq, a predicted model, not a curated record
GCUUUUCUCUACUGCUAAGCAAAGCAAUAGGUAGAGAGAGAAACACAAAGGAGAGGAGAGAGAAAACUCGUCUCUCUGAGCUGUGUGUUGAACAAGCCGAGUGAUCGUCUAAAUCACCUUCUUUUGCGGCUUUUGAUUUUUAGUCAGUUAUACUCUCUUAACGUUUUAUUUGCAUUUUUCGGUUUCUCUGAUUCUAUAUAGUACUAAUCUGCUUAAUCUCUCACUCUUUGUGUAGAAAAUUUUGAUCGGUUUAUUUAUUUUAGGAAUAGUCAAUCAACUAACGGAUUUUCAAGUGUAGAGACUAAUUACUUCGAUUUUGGGAGAUUACUUUUUAUUUUUGGAAGCGUUUCGAUUAACAGAAAGAAACCCUAGUUUUGAUGGCUACAGCGGCUCCAACUCCGGCUCAUCAUUCUCACCGGAAUACUACCCCAGACACCGGCGCCGGCGCCGGCGCCGGUGGUCUCAACAGCCCACAGUCUCGCCGAUCAUCAGCUGCUGCACGUGGCGUUUCCUCGACUUGGACGCAGAUUGUUCGCAGUGGCGAUUCAGAAUCCACCGUUGUGGCGGGUUCCUCUUUACCUCCUCCACCUUCACUUUCUCCUCCGGUAUCUUCUGAGCAAAUCGUUCACUCUGAUUAUUCGUUUUCUGAUGACGUGGCUACAGAAGCUCAGCUUGAGAGCUCCGACAAUAGCAACAACAAUGUGUCUAAAAAGCAGGCUUGGAGUAAACCGUCAAAUGGUGCAGCUGAGGUCAGUCCAGUUAUGGGUGCUGUCUCUUGGCCUGCUCUCUCUGAGUCCACUAAGGCUUCACCUAAAUCGCCGUCUUCUGAUUCACUCAAAGCUCUCUCCGACGGAUCAGUUUCCGUAUCACAGGGCACGGAAAUGGCAUCAUCUUCUCAUAGGCAAGCUAAUUCUAACAAUGCAAACCCUAAUUUAAUGUCGAACCAUGUUGGUCCCACCCGCCAAAGGUCUAUGAAGCGAGGAGGUGGUUAUUCAAACCAUAAUGCAUCAGCCAAUGGAGGUUUUCCUCAGCAACAGGCGCAGGGUUCUGAGGUGGAAAUAGUAACUAAUAAUUCUGGGAAGUCAGGAAAUUUUGGUGCCGAGUUUUCUUCAAGGGAUACUAGUCAUAGGGAUGGUGGACAGUCGGGAGGAUUUGGAUCUCAAUCACAUGGUGGAAAUGAGAACCAACAUCAACGAACCUCAAACAGGAGAGGCAAUGUUGAUCCACAUCCCCGUGGAGAUGGCGCAUAUAAUCAUGGUUAUGGGGGUAGGCGUGAUCAGGAACGUGGAAAUCAGGAUUGGAAACCUCACAGAGGUUGGGGGAAUAGGGAUGCACCCAUGCAGCCACAUAGAGUUCCAGCGAGGCCAUUUAUGGGAGGCCCACCUCAUACUUCUCCACCUUUUAUACCUCCACACAUGCCUGUGCAGCCCUAUCGAGCUCCUAUUGUUUACCCUGAAGUUGCACCUGUAUAUUAUUUUCCAGGUCCGCUGCCUGAUUCAUUUAGAAUGCCUAUGCUUUCUCCUGUGCCACCUUUCUUCUUUCAUGUUCCAGAUCCCCAGAUGCAAACCAAAAUAGUGAACCAGAUAGAUUAUUAUUUCAGUGAUGAAAAUUUAAUUAAGGAUACAUUCUUGCGACGGAACAUGGAUGAACAUGGAUGGGUUCCCGUUAUGCUAAUAGCAGGCUUCAAGAAAGUGAGUUGGUUUGAAUUAAAUGCCAUUUCUCAUAAGGGGAGUUCUGUUAGUACAUAUUUGUUUACUUGAUCCUUAGUGCUUGGCUGAUAUUUUCUGGUGUACGAGUAGCUCAUUCUUUUGAAAAUGCAUCUCCAUAUCUUAAUUCAUUUUGUUGUUGGCAACUGUUAACAAUGUUUCUGAGCCUGGUUGAUGACCUUAGCUCCUUUUUAGGGUAGGAAGCGCCAAUGAUAUCUUUUCCUCAAACAAGAGGCCUCUCUGUUUCUAUCUCUCUUAUCAGUGUUGCUUUCUUCCCCUCUUAAGAGUAUUAUGGGGAAGAAAAAGAAAGUGAACUAAAACUAAUGUGAACUUCUAACUUCUUCCUUAGGGAGGAAAUAUUCCUGCAUAGUUUUGACCCUUUUGACUGGAUAAUAGAAUGAUAUUUGGAGAAAGAAGCAGUAUCUCUGGAUGUAUAGGCUUGCUGAUUGCAACUAUGAUUCGUUUUGUAGUGAGCAUGUCUUAAGUGUAUGUGAAGUUUUAUACGCGUGCUGUUGUUGGUUGUUGAUUUUAAAUGCUGUAUUUUUUGCACAUAGCUGUUCUAAUUUUGGUCAUUUGAAGGCUGGCUAAUAUAGUGAUAUGUGGUUGGACUGAAUCUCUGGCAUUGCAAUCGAUUUCAUCAGUAAUUAUUAAUUUGUUGUUGCGGUAAAUGUGUCAAGCUACAUCAGCGUCCUUAUAUAAUGAACUCUUGAGCGCAUGAAAGUGGUUAACAGAUUUGUGUUUUGAAAUUGAGUGAUUCUAGCAAGAGGUCAGUGACCACCAUAUUGUGUUUUCAUGUGCACUCUUGGUUAAUAUAUUAUCAUGUAAGUGCGUGCUGAUGUAAUAAUUUCAUUAAACCAUUGGUUCUGCUUUUACUGUCAUUUGUUCCACGACGUAAUUUUUCUCCACUAGGUUAGAUGUCUAUCUCCUUAUUUAUUCUUAUUGCUUGUAGGGCAAGCCAAUUAGGAUAGGCGCAGUACUUGAUCACAGUCAUGAUAAGUAGAGUUAUUCAGGGUACUAUGCAUGUCAGCAUAUGCAUAAUUUGAAUACUUAGCUUUACAGGUUAUUCUGUUAUUUGUGGAGUCUAUAGUUGUUAAUGGUUGGUUGAUUCUGAAGUUCUUAUUCCCUUUACAGAUAGUUUUUAUCUGCAGAUCCCACAUCCUUAUGAUUGAUAGUAGAUAUUAGGAUGUGUCUUUAAACAAGUAGCUGUGCUGAGUAGCAGGUAGACAGAAUGUGUUUUGAGUGCAAAAGGGAUCCUAAGUACUCAAGACCAAUCAGAUGAACAAGGUUAUGUAAAAAAGUCACGAGCAUAGCACUCUUUGGAGUGUGGACUGUGGAAGUUAUAGCUAUGUGGGUGAAUCUCUCAAAUGUGACUCUUUAGGUUAAUUCAAGGGUUUAUUGCUUUCAGAAAGGGGCGAAGAAGGCAGGAAUACUUAUAGUGAUACAAGAGAGGUGAUUUCUGUGUGUAAGUAGCAUCAAGUUCUUUGUGUUUAAAAUGGAAGAACAAAAAUGUUUUAACCUGAAUAAUGCAAGACUAGGGCUGGCAAGUGGGC